Dermacentor silvarum is the source of this 1150-nucleotide messenger RNA. RefSeq lists its product as uncharacterized. Bases 6 to 1088 code for a protein of 360 amino acids. Lineage: Eukaryota; Metazoa; Arthropoda; Arachnida; Ixodida; Ixodidae. The transcript is spliced from 2 exons. The record is from RefSeq and is a predicted model, not a curated record.
ACACAAUGCUAGUAGACUUACCGCAACCAAGAAGUACGAACAGGACGGAUUGUAUAUUUAAGGACCGUAUGGCAAGCAGCUCAGAUAGCAGCGACCACCAGACGGGAGCAACCAUGAGGACCGCAUUCAUCGUGUUUGCAGUACUGGCCUCUUCAGUGCUGGCUGAAGACAGCAAAAAGGCAGCGAAGAAAAACGAGACAGCAGUGGAAGGACGAGGCCUCUUCUUGGGCAGCAACAAUGGAUUCCCUGGCUGUCCGCCAUGUCCGUGCGGGUACGGUGGCGGUGCCGGAGGCUUGACAGGUCUUGGCGGCUAUAGUGUUGGUCUCGGUCAUGGGGCAGGACCUGCUGUAGGCCUUGGUUCAGGAGUUGCCUUAGGCUCUGGUGUCGGUGUCGGCCACGGAGUUGGAGAAGCUGGUCUCGGUUCCGGUCUCGGGGUCGGUCCCGCGGCCGGAGCACCAGGGCUCAGUCAUGGUGGCGGGGCCGGUCAUGGAGCUGCAGGAAUAAGUGCCGGUUCCGGACUUGGACUGCAGCACGGAGCAGCCGGAGGAACCCACGGCGUCAGGAUUAGUCCAGCAGCUGGCGCUGCAUCAGCCGGCCUCGGCGGCGUAGGAGUUGGUCCCAGCGGCGGUUCCAGCCCCAGCCUCACGCCUGGUGCUGGCGUCGCUACUGAAGUCGUUGGAGCGGCGGCUGGAAUAGGUGCAGGACCUGUGGUCGGCCCCGUAGGAGGUGCUGGCGUCGUUGGAACGCCUGUCGUCGGUGGUCCAGGCAUCGAAGCUGGCGUUGGGGCUGGUCAUCAGUCAGCGGCUUCCGGUCACUCGGGCUUCCAGACUGGCUCCGGAUUUGCCAACAAGGCUGGUGGGCAGAAAGCUGGGCAGGGCAGCUUCGCCUACAACGUGGGAGGAUCAGAUAGCAGCUCUUACGGGCACAGCAGUUCUUAUGGCGACUCGAAGAGCUUCGGCUUGAGCUCCAAUGAAGGUUUCAAGCGUGCUCAAGGUCAGGGUAGCCACGGAAGCGCAUUCAACAAGCAGGCCGCUGGCUCGGAAGCGUCAAGCCAUAGUUCCGGAGUCAAGACAAAGGUGAUCGUUUGAAAAACGUAGGCCUACUCCUUCUCAGUCUACGUAUUUGCCAAAGAAACAUCGCAUGUUGAAAC